This is a messenger RNA of Ceutorhynchus assimilis (cabbage seed weevil), 823 nucleotides long. The record is from the annotation of a GenBank genome assembly. Lineage: Eukaryota; Metazoa; Arthropoda; Insecta; Coleoptera; Curculionidae.
GCAGAAACACAAGAAGAAUUCCCUAGAAUCAUCAUGGAAAUCAAAACGCUACUGGAUUCUCCAGCAUUCGGAAAGGUCGCUAUCAAAUACGACGAUUCUCUUGUGGCCAGCGACUAUAUCCUGCACUUGCUGUCUAUGUCGAACAAAAAAAUAAUUGAUGUUUUCAAACCACAUUUGCAAAAGCUUACAGAGCACCUGAGCAGGAUAAGAAUGAUUCUGUCAUUGAUGGUAUCAGAAAUGGAAGUUGGCAAUGACAUUCGGGUAUCUUUUCAAAAUCGUAUCCUGCGGGACGCAAAAUCUGUGCUAUCUGAAUUUGAAGAUUCUGUCCAAGCACUAUCUGAAUAUUUCGUUAAGAGGGUAAAGCUAGUUUCCAAAAUGGAAAAAUAUCCGCAUAUUAAAGACUAUCGCUUAGCUCUUGAAGAAUUCGACGACAACGAGCACCAUAAAUUGCGUUGGGCUUUCCUGGAGAUACGGAGCAAGUACUGCGGUAUUCAUGCGGAUCUCCUGCAAAAAUGGGACAAAAUGGAAGAAUGAAUGCUCUAAUGUGCAUUCAAAUUAUUUUCAAUAUUUAAUUUUUUGUACUCUUAUGUUUUCUAGUUUCGUAGGUGAUCUGUGGUUUUGUUUAAAGAAGUUAUCUCAAUUUUUUGUACUCUUAUAGUAUCUAGUUUUGUUUAAAGAUGUUAUUGAGAAUUCAGAAUUCAGACAAAUAUCGUUUGUGGCAUAUGGCUUGUAGGACAUCAAAUUAUACUUAAUAAAAUGUUCAUUUUAUACUUUAAAGCUCGAAAUAGAAAUCAGUCAUUAAAUUGAGUUCACUGAGAAGGAA